AUGUGUAUCGCGCUCAACACCCUCGCCACUCCAGCUACCACAACCACUACCACUACCACCGCAACGCCAGACGACGAAACCGCCCUGCCAAAUAAUAGCUCCUCCCUCACAACCACAUACGCCAUCGCAACCGCCUCAGACCAGCAUGCAGCACUCAACCUCUACGUCGACACAUACUGUCAAGUCAUGGUCUCCGCCACAGUCGGCUUCUGGAACACCUCUACCACCACCCCAUCCCUUACCGGCAUAAGGGCCAUCCGAUGGGAGGGCACCGCACCUGCGACAAUGAUCCCCGGAACCCUUUACCCCGUCGCCUUCCCACCCAACAUGAUCAUCCAACCCCUCGCCCCCGUCGAAGAAGACGGGACGCCCAAAAAGAAGCAUCAUCACAAGCAGGAGUUUGUCAUGGACCCCUCUAGAGGCCGCGCUGUGGUGGGCUUGGUAUCGGCGAUUAUGUUUGUCGGGAUCGCGAUUGGAGUUAGGGAGGUAUAUAAAGCUGCCCAGUAUGUCCCGCCAGUGAGGUCUCGUCCGGGGUCGAUCUUGAACGGGAAAGGUGGGAGAGGCUUUGGUGGUUAUGGUAGGUUUAGUGGGGAUGGGAGCGUGAUUGGAACUGUGGGAGCCAGGAGGGUCAAGAAGAAGGAGGCCUACUACCGAAAGCCCACCACCUCUUCUCUCUUCUCCCCCUCUGUCGGCGGCGCUGAUCCGCAGCAGCAACAGCUACAGCAGCUCUCAACGGGCCGGUCCUCGAUGACAACAUUGGCAACUCUCCGCGCGACAACCUCACCCGUUACGAUCGAUAUGGGCGGCAGCGACGAAACCAGGGCCAAGGCCAGGGCGGGACCAGUAGCCACUCCCUCGCAUCGUCACCACCCCAUUCGCGCCUCCACAUAG
Molecule: messenger RNA, 891 nt
Organism: Linnemannia hyalina
Lineage: Eukaryota; Fungi; Mortierellomycota; Mortierellomycetes; Mortierellales; Mortierellaceae
Source: the annotation of a GenBank genome assembly